Molecule: messenger RNA, 1257 nt
Organism: Penicillium odoratum
Lineage: Eukaryota; Fungi; Ascomycota; Eurotiomycetes; Eurotiales; Aspergillaceae
Product: Zn(II)2Cys6 transcription factor domain-containing protein
Exons: 1
Coding region: 1-1257 (418 amino acids)
Biological process (GO): regulation of DNA-templated transcription; DNA-templated transcription
Molecular function (GO): DNA binding; DNA-binding transcription factor activity, RNA polymerase II-specific; zinc ion binding
Source: RefSeq, a predicted model, not a curated record
AUGAAGACCCCGAGGUAUUCGACUUCGCGACAGAAAGCCUGCCAGCAAUGUUCCGUGGCAAAAGCCAAGUGCGAUCGCAAAGUUACAGGUUGUACCAGAUGUGCAGAGCGCAAGCUCUCAUGUGCAUACUCCCAGAUACGCGGCUCAAAAGAAUUCGAGCCAAGACCACCUAGCCCGGAUUCUAUACCCGAUUCUCUGGUCCCAAGCCUUGGUGCGCUGCCACCAAACAGCCCCUCAAAAGCUUGGACAGUACCUUGGGCACAGCCAAUGAGGCAACCCGAACACGUUGAUACUGCACAGUCCAGUAUGAAACCUUCAAAUCCAGUGUCCUUGUCCAAGUUUCCCGGGCUUGACUUUUCAAAGCUCGAGCUUUUUUGUCCGAUCGAUGCCGAUGAGAUUACCACCCGCUGGAUGAAUGUUUACAUUCCAGUUCCUGGACAGACAAUCAAGCAACAUCCUGUUGAGAUCUCCAAUUUUAUUUCCCGGAUCUUGAAAUCUUAUGCAGCUGUCGCAGCUCGUGGUCGUGGAAUGCUACCAUUCAUCCACCCCUCACAAAUACCAGAACAACCGGCAGGCUCGCCUUUGACAACCUGCUUAAGUUUGAUUCGAAUAUGCGAAAACCCAUUAGCAGGAAGUGAAGGUAACACUGCGCUGGUACUUCAGCGGGAGAUGGACAGCAUCAUGGAACUCCAUGAAAGCUAUAAUGGUCUUUUUCUUUUAGGUGCAUUUCAAGCCUAUCUCAUUUACUGUCUCGCUUUGUUGUUCAAACUCGAUCAGGGACCCAAACUUCAACUUCGUUCAGCCACAAUGAAUCUACAGAUUCUCGCCAACCUUUCGUCUAAACAGGGACUUAUGUGUGUAGCCGACCAGCAUCAUACACGUCCUCGAUGGGAAGAAUGGAUUGUCACCGAGACAAAGCGGCGAACACUUUACGUAAUGUAUCUCCUCGACUGUGUUCUCUCCACGCAGGAAGGACUUCCUACCUUCCUUGCGACAGAAUUACAUGGACUCCCUGUGCCUUCCAGUAAAUAUCUUUGGAACGCUCAAUCGCGAAGUGACUGGGAACGAGAAUACAAUAUUCAUCUAGCGGAAUGGACGGACAGAAGUCUUUCUAUUGAUGAGCUGUGGCCGAUUCCUACAGAUAUGGAUGAACUUGAUAUUGCAGAAAGACGAAGUAGAGUUGAUCGCUGGUUGGAAGACGUUGAUGAAUUUGGGACUAUGCUCUACGCGGUGACAUCUUGUACUCAUGGAGGAUAG